This is a messenger RNA of Oldenlandia corymbosa var. corymbosa, 975 nucleotides long. Lineage: Eukaryota; Viridiplantae; Streptophyta; Magnoliopsida; Gentianales; Rubiaceae. The record is from the annotation of a GenBank genome assembly.
AUGGAAAACAAUCUUGAAGUGAAAAUCCCAGAAAUUGUACUGAACUCAGGCCACAAAAUGCCGGUGAUAGGGUUCGGAUGUGCUGUUAUACCUCCUCCACCAUUAGAGGAACUGGUAACCAUUUUCAUUCAAGCAAUGGAGAAUGGUUAUAGGCAAUUUGACACAGCAUCUGCCUAUGGAACAGAGGAAGCUGUUGGUAAAGCUGUGGCUAAAGCUCUUGAAAUUGGUUUGAUUGAAAGUAGGGAUGAAUUGUUCAUCACUUCUAAACUCUGGCCUUGUGACGCUCAUUAUGAACUUGUUCUUCCUGCCAUCAAAGCCACUCUAAGUAAACUAGGGCUAGAGUACUUGGACCUUUACUUGAUUCACUGGCCAGUGAGGUUGAAGCAAAAUGCCAAUAUAAAACAUCUUGUGGAAGGAGACGUUCUGCCAUUUGACAUCCAAGGGACUUGGAAAGCCAUGGAAGAAUGCUGCGAGUUGGGAUUGACAAAAUCCGUAGGUUUGAGUAACUUCACUUGUGAAAAAAUCUCAAAACUCCUACAAAAUGCCACUAUCCCACCUGCAAUUAAUCAGGUGGAGAUGAACGUUUGUUGGCAACAAAGAAAAUUGCUGCCAUUUUGCAAAGAGAAAGGAAUUCGGGUAUGUGCAUGGUCUCCCCUCGGAGCUUAUGGUAACUAUUGGGGCAAUAAUGAAGUACUGGAGAACCAAGUGCUCCAAGAUAUUGCAGCUGCGAAAAGAAAGACUGUUCCUCAGGUCGCGCUGAGAUGGAUAUAUGAACAAGGUGCAAGUAUCGUUGUGAAGAGUUCCAACAGCGAGAGAAUGAAGCAAAAUAUGCAGAUAUUUGGCUGGGAAUUGGCAGAGGAAGAGAAGCAGAAAAUUUUUCAGAUUCCUCAGCGGAGAACAUUUAGGGCAGAUCGGUAUGUCCAGCCAAAUGGCCCAAUCAAAUCUGCGGAAGAAUUUUGGGAUGGAGACUUGUGA